Messenger RNA from Saccostrea echinata, 3323 nucleotides. RefSeq names its product mediator of RNA polymerase II transcription subunit 24-like. The record is from RefSeq and is a predicted model, not a curated record. Gene Ontology annotation, molecular function: transcription coregulator activity. Lineage: Eukaryota; Metazoa; Mollusca; Bivalvia; Ostreida; Ostreidae. The transcript has 23 exons. Gene Ontology annotation, cellular component: mediator complex. Bases 38 to 3085 code for a protein of 1015 amino acids.
GAAAAAUAAGAUGUUUACAUUAUCUUAAAACAUAAGAAUGGAGACUACUGGUUCUUCUCCUAAUAAAACAGUUUCAUCAAGUUUUGCAAGUAAGGUAAAAGCACUUUUGAUGAGAGCAUGGCGAGAGAGAUGGACAGAACAUCAAUGGGGACUCCAUCUCAAGGCUGUGGUCAACAGCAGUAAUGGAGAAACUAAAGAGCUACCAGAAAUCCUUUUACAGCAGGCAUUAGUUGGACCCAAUCCCAAUGUUCUCAUCAUAGGUUAUCUAAAACACACUGUAUUGUCACAGAUGAUACCACCUUGUUCUGUUCUGAGUUUGGUACAAAAGUAUGAUGAUAUCAGUAAACCAUACUGCACCAUUGGGCUGAUUGAGGUUACAGAAGUCAUAGCUUGUAACAUCAGCUUCACCAGUGGAUUAGAAUCUAGUGUGGUUCUGUGUAAAUGUCUACAGAAGACCCUCCACUGGCUGAUGAUGUGUGUACUUCAGUCCCUGAAAACGAUGAAAGACAUGCAGCAACAACAGGAGUACAUCAGCAUUAUUGACAGUGCAAGUGUGGCGGCCCACAAGAUUGCAGAGAACCCCACUGUCCAGGCUUUACUGUAUGUGGCCAUGUCUGAGGAUCAAGAUAACUAUAGAGAGUAUGAGCAGACAGUUAUUAAUGUGCGGGGUACAUUGAGUCAAUCCUUAUCAGAUAUGUUGCCGUCACAGACAAAACAGAAAGUAGGGAUAGCUCUGCAGACACUCUCAAAGGUACAGGACAUGACCCUUCCUAGUCAGGCUCUGUGUGAAGUUUCACAUCUUGGUAUCUGCCCCACCAUUAACACUCUAGUAACCCUGGAGGCCAUAUUGAAUCCCACCAGUGAUGUUCAACCCUUCAUUGAUCAACUAUGUGUGUCCGAGAGAGUUCUGCAUCUACCAAGGCCAUUCUUGUAUUGUGAAAUCAUCAGGGCAUGUUUUAUGGGAUUAAAUAAUUGUGUAGACACUCCUGAAGAAAUUAAGUGGGCAGCUUUUACAUAUCUUAAGCUGCCCCAGAUUCUGCGGUUUAUGAAGCAGCAGUCCCCUAGUCAGGACAUUGGGGAGGAUCUGUUCCAGGGAUUGAGUGAACUCAUGAACUCUGUACCUCUCCUUGACCUUGUGGACAUCAAACUUAAGUGUGAAUGUCUGAAAUAUUUAGUUGGGGAAUUCAGCAAAAAUGAUUUACUGGAUAAAAAUCAGACACAGUUGCUUCUGAACAGAAGGAAUACUAACUCUGGAAACAAGAUUGAGACCAGUGGACAGUCAUCUCCGAUCCUAAUCCUGCGGAAUGAACAACAGCUUCCGAGAAUCAUAAAGGGCCUGAGUAAUUUCUCACACCUUGAUUCAGGAAAGGAAACUGCUACCCUGGAUAAUUCUGACUCUUCAAAGACCCCAGGGGACAUGAUGAGUUUUCUGUGCCUGUUAAUGUCAGGGAGGAACUUGGAUUUUAUUUUAGCGGGGGCUGCCUCCACAGGGAAACUGCAAAGCCUGGCAAACAAACUGGUCAAGAUAAAUGAGUUUGCCAAGCAGAUGCAAGGGGAGACUGGGAAAAUGGCACAGACUCGAGUCAUGCUCUUUGACAUUUCAUUCUUGAUGCUUUGUCAUGCCUCACAGUUGUAUGGACUGGAGAUCACAGCCCCAUCACCAGAGUACACUGACUCUUUUUUCCUCCACUGGGCCACCAGGUGUCUCCCCGAAGAUGGGAAAUACAAGUGUAUAGAUAACUUUACACCAACAGAUCAGAGUAAAUUAGACAUCCUUAUUCAGCAUCUUGUGUCUGGUGUUGACAUCAGCAAACUCAACAUUACAAGGCUCAAUGAAUAUUGUUUGAAUUUUCCACUGGCUCUUCAAGAGAUUCUGAUUGCCUGGGAGCAUGGUGCAAUUCCUCCAGACAAAAUAAAGAUGAUCAUAGAACUCAUCAAGAACAAAAUGUGCUGUAUUCCCAUCGUGCUGUGUGCUUGGUUGUGUAGUUACAUUAGUGUUGUACCAGACAAAGCCCGUGAGAAGCCAUUACAAAUGAUACAGAUGUUACAAGCACCUGCUAUGAAUCCAGAUCCCGACCUUAAUUAUAAUGAAAGAUAUGCACUUAUGUCUCCCAUCCUUCAGAAACUGAUUAAUGACAUACUGCCUGUACCUCAGCGAGUGAACUUUACAAACUAUGUGCCAUCUGACAAGCUACCCAGUGAGGUCAUGGAUGAGUGCAUUAAGAGUGUGUUCAAACGUGGUUGGCUGGACAUUAAAUCUGUCCAGACGUUGGAGUAUCUUCUCAAUCUAUGUGGAUCUGACUGGUUUUGUGACAGAUGUAUAGAGGCAAUGCUAGAGAGUAGUCGCCUAGAGGACUUGAUGAAGGCCUUGAGUCUAGUGUAUGCUAUUUUCCACAUGGACCUGGAACACAUAACCCUUAGCCUGCUGUUCCACACCCUGCCACGCUUUCUUCAGACCACACACUAUCACCCCCUGCUCACUGAUCCCCGGGGCAACAUACUGGCCAAAUUAUCAGUCAUGGUUCUAGUGUCAGCACAGAACUCAAAGAAUGCUGAGAAAGACACUAUACCACAUUUGAGAAGGGGCAGAAAGCGGUCAAGGAAAGAGGUGGAGCUUGAGGACAUGGAGGAGACAGAAUGUCGGCCCGUGAAGCGAAGCAAGUCGUCAUCUCUGGAGCCACAACUCACACUGGAUUCUGAAGGAUUUAACUUUGAUUUUCUAACAGCUAAGGAAGAUGGAGAAACUUCACCAACUUUUGAUGCAAAAGAUCCAUUAAAUAAAUCUUUGGCUAACCUGAUGCGUUUGAUGAACGCUCUAUCCCAGGACAGCCUCGUCUCACCUAGACUGAGUUUUAUCAUAAGUUUUGUUCGAGAAGCCAUCAACUGUGGCAGUCAGAAUGCUAAGUUUAUCCUGCAGUUCAUGCCACCACAAAUGGUAUCCAAUCUUCUGAAAAGCGUACAAGGUGUUUUAGACAACAGACACAUUCUUCAUAUCUGUGACCUCACAACAAGUAUUGGCAGGAAAGUAGCAACUCAAGCCAUCUGUCAGAAUUCCAAGCUUCAAAGACCAGCUAACAGUGCUUAAACAUGACAGUGAAUCGUUGGUUUUGUUGAGAAAAAAAAAAACACAAGACAUAUUAAAUAAAAGGUGACAUUUUUGAACAAACUUGAAAAAUAGUGAUCACAUCAGUUCUAGUAAUAAAGCACGGACUGAAUUAUACCUUUGUAUAGGUAUGAAAACCUAUUGUACAUGUAUAUCUCGCUUCCUAAUCAUAUGAACUUCAUUUUUUUUCAACAGGAGUAAAAAUAAAAUAUUGAACUUC